Molecule: messenger RNA, 2300 nt
Organism: Gaeumannomyces tritici R3-111a-1
Lineage: Eukaryota; Fungi; Ascomycota; Sordariomycetes; Magnaporthales; Magnaporthaceae
Product: 1,3-beta-glucanosyltransferase gel4
Exons: 2
Coding region: 457-2028 (523 amino acids)
Biological process (GO): fungal-type cell wall (1->3)-beta-D-glucan biosynthetic process
Cellular component (GO): cytoplasm; fungal-type cell wall
Molecular function (GO): 1,3-beta-glucanosyltransferase activity
Source: RefSeq, a predicted model, not a curated record
AAGUCCAACACCAUCUCACCUGAGCUGGAUCCUGUCGCUUCCUCCUGCUUGCAUCAUUGUUCGCGAGAAAUAAAGAGCUCCUGUCUUGCGAGUUCUGUUUUCUCUGCCGGUCCGAGAGCUUUCCAGCUUCCGUAAUUUCUUAAUCCCUUCUCACACUCUUUAGGAUACUCUUUCUUUGCUCCCCUUUUGGACUCUUGUCAGUCCGUCCCUGCCUCUCUUGGCGCAUCCAUCUGGUUUUGAAUUUCGAGCCCGGGUAAUCAGGAUACAGGACCAAAAAACGCCGUUGGCCUCCAGCUGCGAAUUCCAAAGCCAGUUUCCGACAUCAUUCCAGCCGUCAGCAAACAACAGUGACGCGCCUCGACGCCUGCAUCGUUACUUGAUAGCAGGGAUAUAACCAACAGCACAUCCGUUUCCAACAUUUCCCAGUUUGCUUUGCGGCAACCAGAUUCCAACAAAAUGGGUCUCUCCAAAGGCUCUCUCCUGGCCGCUGGCCUCAUGAUGGGUCAGGCCUCGGCCGCGCUGCAGCCCAUCGUCAUGAAGGGCGCCAAGUUCUUCUACGAGAACGGCACGCAGUUCUACAUGAAGGGUGUUGCGUACCAGCAGGCCGUUGGCGCUGCUGGUGCCAAGGCGACGUCCAGCUCGUACAUCGACCCGCUGUCCGACGCCGCCAUCUGCAAGCGUGAUGUGCCCAUCCUGGCCGCCGCCGGCACCAACACCAUCCGUGUCUACGCCGUCGACCCUACGGCCGACCACACGCAGUGCAUGAAGCUGCUCGACGAUGCGGGCAUCUACGUCGUUGCCGAUCUGGGCGAGCCGGCCCUCUCGAUCGAACGCGACAACCCGCAAUGGAACGUCGCCCUUUUCGACCGUUACAAGAAGGUUAUCGACGAGUUGGCCAAGUACGACAACGUGAUCGGUUUCUUCUCCGGAAACGAGGUCACCAACAACAAGACCAACACGGGUGCGUCGGCCUACGUCAAGGCCGCCACCCGCGACUCCAAGAACUACAUCAAGUCCAAGGGCGGUCGCUGGAUGGGUGUCGGCUAUGCCACCAACGACGACACUGACAUCCGUGUCGACCUCGCCAACUACUUCAACUGUGGCAACCAGACCGAUUCCAUCGACUACUGGGGCUACAAUAUCUACUCGUGGUGCGGCACGAGCUCUAUGGAGGCUUCUGGCUACUCUGGUCAGGUCGAGUUCUUCAAGAACUACUCUGUCCCCGUCUUCUUCGCCGAGUACGGCUGCAAUGAGGGUCCCCUCAAGGCCGAGGGUCGUGACUUCAGCGACGCCACCGCCCUGUACUCGGAUGCCAUGACGGGCGUCUUCUCGGGUGGCAUCGUCUACAUGUACUACGAGGAGGACAACAACUACGGCCUCGUCAAGGUCGACGGCAGCGGCGCGGCCAAGACCAUGAAGAACUACGACGCGCUCAAGAAGGCCGUCACGGCCGCCAGGCCCAAGGCCAUCGACAUGGCGUCGUACACCCCGUCCAACAAGGCGGCCGAGUGCCCCGCGACGCACGACAAGUGGCGCGCCAACGCCAACCUGCCGCCCACGCCCGACCAGUCGGUCUGCGACUGCAUGGUCAAGGCCGCCACUUGCGCCCCGUCGUCGAGCCUGUCGUCCAAGUCGUUCGGCGAGAUCUUUGGCUACAUCUGCGCGCAGCCGGGCAACCCGUGCGGCGGCAUCAACGGCAACGCCACCACGGGCAUCUACGGCCCCUACUCCAUGUGUGACGACAAGGCCAAGCUCACGCACGUGCUCGACACGUACUACAAGUCGCAGAAGAACGCGGCCAGCGCCUGCGACUUCAAGGGCAAGGCCGCGGUCGCCUCGAGCCCCAGCACCCCGUCGUCUUGCACCGCAGCCCUGGCCAGCGCCAGCGCCGCCGCCGAGAACGCCCGCACCGCCACCGCCGCCCCCUCGGCCGGCGGUGACAAGUCGGGCGCCGUCUCGGUCCGCGAGCUCGCUGUCGGUCUGUACGCGGUCGCCGCCGUGGGUCUGGGCGCUCUCGUCAUGCUGUAAACGGGGCUCUGCUGGCCUGUGCUUGUUUUCCCCAACAGUUGUACUAGAAUCUUGAUUUAAUCCGGACUUGGAUGGGCCGAAGCACCACCACCUAGCAUGUAAACUAGGGUGGUUGGCCGAUUGUUAUAUAGACCAUUGCUACGUAACAUGUCAUCCAAAUCCACUCUCUUUUGUUCUGGGUGCUACUUUGAAUUGGAUAUGUUUGUGCAUACCGUAUCUCUCCUGACUUUAUUCGGAUCAUGUGCCCCGUCCGCUUGCGAUCUUGUCAUGGU